Molecule: messenger RNA, 1434 nt
Organism: Lolium rigidum
Lineage: Eukaryota; Viridiplantae; Streptophyta; Magnoliopsida; Poales; Poaceae
Product: serine carboxypeptidase-like 11
Exons: 13
Coding region: 1-1428 (475 amino acids)
Biological process (GO): secondary metabolic process; proteolysis
Molecular function (GO): acyltransferase activity, transferring groups other than amino-acyl groups; serine-type carboxypeptidase activity
Source: RefSeq, a predicted model, not a curated record
AUGGCGGCGCAAUUGCAGGUGUCUCAGCCCCUACGCCUAGUUUUCGUCCUCUGCUUCUUCUCUGCUCUGGCAAGCCGCUCCGGCUCCGCCGACGCGGCUCCGACGCUGGUCGACAGCCUUCCUGGCUUUGACGGCACGCUCCCGUUCCGCUUCGAGACCGGGUACGUGACCGUCGACGAGGAGAAUGGAGCGGAGUUGUUCUACUACUUCAUCGAGUCGGAGGGCGACCCGUGUCGUGACCCGCUCCUACUUUUCAUCCCCGGCGGCGACCGCUGCACCUUCCUCCAAGCGUUGAUGCUCGAGAUAGGCCCGUUGAAAUUCAUCAUUGAGCCGUACGAUGGAACCACCACACCUCGCCUACAGUACCAUCCCUACUCUUGGACCAAGGCUGCGAGUGUUUUGUUCCUCGAUUCGCCCGUCGGCGCCGGUUUUUCGUUCUCCCGUAACCCCAAAGGCUAUGAUGUUGGAGAUGUCUCUUCUACGUUGCAGGUCAAUAAGUUUCUCACCAAGUGGUUCGCCGAGCACCCAGAUUACCUUGCAAAUCCUUUUUAUGUCGGAGGAUCGUCGCGCUCCGGAAAGAUCGCUCCAUUCCUCGCGCAGAUAAUCUCAGAAGAUAUUGAAGCUGGAAUAAAGCCCAUAGUUAAUCUGAAGGGCUAUCUAGUAGGUAAUCCGAGUACAGGAGAAAGUAUUGAUGAUGACUCGAAAGUGCCAUAUCUGCAUGGAGUCGGAAUAAUUCCAGAUCAACUAUACGAGUCGAUAGUGGAGAACUGCCAAGGGGAGGAUCGUACCAAACCCAGGAGCAUACCUUGUGCUCAAGAUCUAAGAAGAUUCAACGCCCUGUAUGAUGAAAUUGACGAGAGACACAUUUUGUAUAAAAAGUGCACAAAUGUGUCUAUUGGACAUAUUGACCUGACCACGGAAAGAAAGAUCCUAUUGGAGGAAACUAGAGUAGCCAAACAUCCACCACUUCGCCCUCCAAUGGAUUGUCAAGGUUAUGCUAAAUACCUGUCAUAUUAUUGGGCAAACCUGCACAUCACUAGGGAAUCACUUGGAAUCAAAAAGGGGAGCAAGGACGAAUGGGUGAUGUGCGAUCAAAAUAGUCUACCUUAUUCUCCAGACAUCAUGAGUAGCAUAAAGUAUCACCGUAAUGUGACAUCAAAAGGUUAUCGUGUCUUGGUAUAUAGUGGAGACCAUGAUGCUUUGGUACCAUUUUUGGGUACACAAUCUUGGGUGCGGUCACUCAACUUCCCCGUUUUAGAUGAAUGGAGGGCAUGGCAUCUUGAUGGACAGUCUGCUGGAUUCUCCAUAACAUACAAAAAUAACCUGACGUUCGCUACUAUAAAGGGCGGUGGACACAAUGCACCAGAGGACCAGCCAGAGAGAGGAUUCGCUAUGUUCAGUCGUUGGAUUUCUUGUGACCCACUUUGAUUAUAG